AUGGAGGCGGGUGCCGGGGCCGGCGCGGGCGCCGCGAGCUGGAGUUGCCCGGGCCCAGGUCCCACAGUGACCACUCUAGGCUCCUAUGAGGUGUCUGAGGGAUGUGAGAGGAAAAAAGGCCAACGCUGGGGGUCCCUGGAGCGGCGGGGGAUGCAAGCUAUGGAGGGGGAAGUGUUACUUCCAGCUCUCUAUGAAGAGGAAGAGGAGGAAGAAGAGGUGGAAGAAGAAGAGGAGCAAGUGCAGAAAGGUGGCAAUCUGGGCUCCCUGUCCUUGGGCAAGCACCGGGGCCUCAGCCUAACGGAGACAGAGCUGGAGGAGCUGAGGGCUCAGGUGCUACAGCUGGUGGCAGAGCUGGAAGAGACCCGGGAGCUGGCAGGGCAGCAUGAGGAUGACUCCCUGGAGCUGCAGGGGCUCCUGGAGGAUGAACGGCUGGCCAGCGCCCAGCAGGCAGAGGUGUUCACCAAGCAGAUCCAGCAGCUCCAAGGUGAGCUGCGGUCUCUACGGGAGGAGAUCUCCCUGUUAGAGCGUGAGAAAGAACGUGAACUUAAGGAAAUAGAACGAGAAUUGCAUUUGGCCCGGACGGAGAUCCACACUCUGCGACAAGCCGCGGAGGAUUCUGCGACCGAACAUGAGAGUGACAUAGCAUCCCUGCAGGAGGACCUCUGCCGGCUGCAAAAUGAACUUGAUGACAUGGACCGUAUUCGGGGAGAGUAUGAGCUGGAGAUCACCUCCCUCCGUGCAGAAAUGGAAAUGAAGACCUCUGACUCAUCCAAUAGUUAUAGUCACUCGGAUUUCUCUGACAUACAAGAAGAAUUGCAGCAGCUGCGGGAACGCUACCGCUUCCUGACCGAGGAGUACCAGGCCCUGCAGGAGAGCAACAGCAGCCUCACAGGGCAGCUUGCAGAUCUGGAGUGUAAGAGGACACAAAGAGCAACAGAAAAAUGGCUGGAGUCCCAAACACUAAGGAAUAUGAUGUCAGCGGAGUCUCAGACUUCAGAAAUGGAUUUCCUAGAGCCUGAUCCGGUAGCCCAGUUGUUGCGACAGCAGCUUCUGGGAGCUGAGGAGCAGAUACAUGACAUGCAGAGCAAGUGUAAGAAAUUGUCUUGUGAGUUGCAAGACCUACAUCUUCAUCGCCAGACCAGUGAGGAGGAGCAGAGGCGGCUGCAGAGGGAGCUCAAGUGUGCCCAGAAUGAGGUGCUUCGGUUUCAGACUUCCCACCAUGCCACCCAGAACGAGGAGCUGAAGACCAGGCUCUGUGCCCUGCAGGAGAAGUACGAUGCUAGCCAGGAUGAGCAGACCGAGCUCUUGAAGGUGCAACUCCAACUGCAGGCUGAGCUCCGGCAGCUCAAACUCAUGAAAUCCACAGUAGAAAGCCAAACUGAGAAGGAGUUACUGUGCCGGCUACAUAAGCUGCAGGUGCAGUACGAGAACCUCAUGUGUGAGAAGAAUACCCUGCUGGACGCGCAGCAGCAGCUGCGGGAGCACCUGCAGUACCAUGAGGCAGAGGUGCAGCGCCUCAAAGACAUCGAGGGCUGCUUGCAGGAGAGCAGUGAGAAGAACGCAGAGAUGCAGUCCCAGCUGCAGGACCUGAAGCAGCUGUACCAGAGCAGCCAGGAGGAGCUGCAGCAGCAGAGGCACAUGUAUGAUCAGCUGGAGCAGGACUUCCUGCUCUGCCAGCAGGAGCUGCAGGAGCUCAAGACUGCGCAGCCCAUCCCAGAGGACAGGGGAGAAUGUGCUAAUAAGUGUGAUGCACUGCUGUCCCGACUGACAGCGUUGCAGGAAAAGUACAAGGCCAGCCAGAAGGAGAUGGGGCAGCUGCAGAUGGAGCAGUGCGAACUCCUGGAGGAUCAGAGGAGGUUGCAGGAGGAGCAGGGCCAGCUGCAAGAAGAGCUGCACAGGCUCACGUUCCCACUACCCAAAUCUGGUCUCCUCCGGAAGAGUCAGGAGCUACUCACCAAGUUACAAGACUUGUAUGAACUACAGCUGCUCUACCAAGGCAUGCAGGAGGAGCAGAAGCAACUGAUACAGAAUCAAGGAAAGGUUUUAAAAGAACAAUUAGAGCUGCACAAAGAGCUGCAUCUUUUCAAAGAAUCUUUUUUCCAGGAAGUGGAGAAUCCGGAAGGUUCCAAAUCGCUUAAGUCCUCAAAAUGUGUUGAAAACAAGCAGUCCAGGGCGAUCAUCGCCCAGAUGCAGGCCCUGCAGGACCUGUACCAGACCAGCCAGACUGAGCAGGAGCUACUGCGGCAGGAGCAGGAGCGGCUCCUAGAGGAGCGGAAAAGGCUGCAGGCUGACUUGCAGCUCUGCCUGGAAGAAAUGCAGUUGCUCCAAGCCCAGUCCCCUUCUAUAAAAAUGAGCCUUGAGUCCUACAAGAAGAGUUAUGGCAGCAGCAUUGACACCAGUGAGGGCUUUCACAAGAGUUACGGGAGCACCCAGGCCAGUGAUGAGAGCUUUCUCAAGAGCUAUGACAGUAGCACCAGUGCCACCGACACCUGCAUGAAGAGUUACCGCACCAGCAGCAGCAGCAGCGGCAGCAGCUCUGACACCUUUCAUAAGAGUUAUGUCACCAGCACUGACGACGAACCUGCUGAGCCCAAAGAUAUAGAGCACUUUGAUGACAUGGUGGCUGAGGUGCUGGUCAAGCUGCAGGGAGUGCAGGCCAUGUACCAGCUCAGCCAGGAGGAGCACAACCUGCUGCAAGAGCGGAUGAGGACGCACCUGGACCAGCAGAAGGAGCUGAAGGAAGAGCUGGAGGCCUGUGAGAAGGAGUUCAGGGAGUGCAUCGAGGGCCCUGAGAAGCCUGUUGCCUCCCAGAGUGACAAGAAUGAGAUCAAAGAGCUGCAGAUCAAGCUGCGGGAGCUGCAGCUGCAGUACCAGGCCAGCAUGGACGAGCAGGGCCGGCUCUUGGCGGUGCAGGAGCAGUUGGAGGGGCAGCUGCAGUGCUGCCAGGAAGAGCUUCGCCAGCUCAAAGAGCAGAGGCCCCCUGCUACCAAGGGCAAGAAUGCCAGUAAGAACAUGAACAAGAAUGCCAAUGGGGUUAAAAAUAAAAAGGUGACCAAGCCAAGCCUGGAGAGUUCUGAGAGCAUCUGUGAGUCCAGGCAGAGUCUGGAGGUAGUGCUGUACUACAAGGCCAGCCACACAGAUUCAGAGGGUCUUCCGAAAGAGGAAGUGGAGGAGGAAAAGAAGGAGGAAGCUGAAGAGGAACCAAAGGAGGAGUCCCGGGAGGAAGUAGUGUCUGAGCCCCCCCCAGCUCUCAUAGAAACGAAGCCCACAGAAGAGGAGGAGGAGGGGUCUGAAGAGUGCCAAGACCAGGAGGGUAAGGAAGAAGACAACCAAGAUGAGGAGGACAACGGCUCUUGCCCUGAAACUUCAGAGGAAAACCUCCUCAAAAUGUCUGAGAGCAAAAAGCCAUCCCCUGCCCCCAAUCCCCCCAUCUUCUCCUUGCCUCUCGUAGGCCUGGUGGUCAUAUCAGCUUUACUCUGGUGCUGGUGGGCUGAGACGUCGUCCUAACGCAGGCAAAACUGGGCUUUGGGUUUCAGCCCUGGCUUUCCCUUGGGCUACGGCAAAGCCCGUGACUUCUCGAAGAAUGUCAUCAUAACACGUAGGGAGUUAGUUGGAAUGCUCACUGUUGACGUAGUUUGAGUUUCUAUCUUCUGGCUGGAAAAAUGUGGAUGAUCCAGUGCUGUUGCUACUUUCAAAGCUGCCCAGCUACUUCUGACGAGCUGAUGUCUGUCUGCAAGGCUGGCCUGGGUGCUGUUUAGCCCCAGAGCCAAGCUCUCACUGUUGUAACUACCCAGGCGGACAAAAUAAGGACUCACUGCCUCCCCUGCUGGGUGAGACAGGAGGUCUGCACAGCUGUGACUCCCCAGGGUCGUGUGUGUGAGGAUAGCCUCGA
Molecule: messenger RNA, 3892 nt
Organism: Molossus molossus (Pallas's mastiff bat)
Lineage: Eukaryota; Metazoa; Chordata; Mammalia; Chiroptera; Molossidae
Gene: CCDC136
Product: coiled-coil domain containing 136
Exons: 19
Coding region: 1-3507 (1168 amino acids)
Biological process (GO): acrosome assembly; single fertilization
Cellular component (GO): acrosomal membrane
Source: RefSeq, a predicted model, not a curated record